AUGGACGCCUCAAUACCUGUCUUUGAAAAACCUCAUCCGCGUUUAAGUGUUUUAGAUUGGACUAGGAAUAUACAGAGAUUACAAGAGGAAGCGAGAGUCCGUCGGUUCGAGUCGUACGAAUUAAGGCAGAAAGCGAAUCAACUGAGAAACGAAACGUCGAUUACAACUCGAUGGGAUAAUUAUGUCAAUAACGAACUAUUGAGGGAUAGGAUAUUUGAAGUACAAUCGUGGCGUGAAAAGCAGAGAUUCACGAGGGAGAGCGUAAGGGAUGAGAUCAGAGCUCUGAAGGAAGAAAAGAACGCCACAGAGUUACACUUGGAGUCGCUGCAAGUGCCGCUAAUGGUGUCCUCGCAGUGUCUCUCGAACAGGGACCAGAGACUACCCCCAGAACUCACUAGGGACCAGCUGGGCGAGGAACUUAACAAAGAACUGCAUACUAUAGAACAUCACAAACGAACUCUGACAGACGUAUGCCAUAUGGGAUGGGAGAAAAUCAAGGAGCUCACCAACGUAUUCUGUCGGCUGGAACGCGAAAUACAGAAUAAAGAUGAUGCACUGGACCUGGAGUAUCACGUGAAAGGUCUGGACAGGGAAUGUUCAGAUAUUUCUUAUAAGCUGGACCCCACCAGAAUACCACCAGACUCCAUGUCGGAGAGAAGCUACGUGGAAUGCAUAGAGAACACCAUAAGAAUAGCUGAGCAGCUGAUGGCGGAGUCAAAGGCAUUGCGGGAGACCAUGUUCAAAGCGAGAGAACAGGCUAGAAAUCAAAUGUACGCGCAGUGCCAAUUUGUGGAGAUGAUAAUGCGUCGCAGAGUGUAUGAUAUACAAAGAGCCAAGAACGAGAUGGAGUGGCAGAAGUUUAAGCUGGAGAGCAACCUGCAGAAGAUGGACAGAGAGAUCGAGGCAUUGCGGGCUGCCGUCGCCGAUAAGAUAAACCCAACCAAGCUGGUGGAGACCAGACUGGAGACGAGGACCAGGAGACCGGUGCUUGAAAGAGUACAGGACCAACCAAUGCGCGGUUUAAUAGAAGAAUUUGAGAGGGUCCACACAAGCACCAAUUUACUCGAGAAGAAAUUAGAAGACGCACUUAAAACCUACCACGGCAUGUACAAUCAUCACCAACGAGUCAUCAAGGACCUGCAGUACAAGAACCAGGCUCUGGAGACCGACCGGCGGCUGAUUGAGAUACGCAAGCCUAUACAUGGGACUGAUGAAACAGAGUUCCAGAGGAACGUCGGCUACUGCAAGAUGGCAGAUGAGUUGGUACCAGAUUGGUGAGAAAGAGAAGAUUACAAAUCAUUACAUAGUAUAAAAUAAUCGCUCUCUCUGUCUGUCCCUAUUUAUGCUUAACUCUUUAAACUACGCAACGGUUUUUUAAAUAGAGUGAUUCAAGAGGAAGGUUUAUAUAUAUAAUACAAUUGUACAUCCAGGCGUGCCGAGACGAAUAGCUAGUAUUGAAUAUGUAGAUAAUCCCAUAUAAAAAAAACAUUUCCAUCAUUUCAGUAUCAUAAUCGGCCCAUUCGGGGGAAGGGUAUUAUUAGUAAUGGGAACUGGUACCUCCCAU
Molecule: messenger RNA, 1564 nt
Organism: Achroia grisella
Lineage: Eukaryota; Metazoa; Arthropoda; Insecta; Lepidoptera; Pyralidae
Product: tektin-B1-like
Exons: 7
Coding region: 1-1278 (425 amino acids)
Biological process (GO): cilium assembly; cilium movement involved in cell motility
Cellular component (GO): nucleus; microtubule cytoskeleton
Source: RefSeq, a predicted model, not a curated record